Messenger RNA from Fusarium sp. VM40, 969 nucleotides. NCBI's taxonomy places the organism in Eukaryota, Fungi, Ascomycota, Sordariomycetes, Hypocreales, Nectriaceae. The record is from the annotation of a GenBank genome assembly.
AUGUCUUCACCUCUCAUCCCUAACGAGGAGCAGGUUCUCCAGCCUGACACUGCCCUGCAAGCUGUCCCGGAUGAUGAGUCCUACGAUAGUCAAAGCGAACGAUCGUCUUUGACAUCUCUGACAUCUUCAAUCCUGCAUGGGAAAGUUGAAGGUGGAAGAACAUAUGCCGUAUACGGCAAAGAAGAGUAUGGACUCCCAAUGGACGAAGCGGAGCUUGAUCGUAUCGAUAUGUGUCAUGCCAAAUAUUGCGCUCUAAUUGGAAAGAACAAAUAUCUGGCGCCAAUAGAUAGUCCUCUCAAGAUCUUGGACCUUGGGUGCGGAACAGGAAUAUGGUCUAUUGAGAUGGCUGAAGAUUUUCCGGGAGCCGAGGUCAUCGGUACAGACGUGGCCCCUACACAGCCAGGCUGGGUACCGCCAAACUGUCAUUUCGAAGUUGACGAUGUCGAGAGGGAGUGGACGUGGCAAGAAGACAGCUUCGAUUUUAUUUAUGCCCGAGAUCUUCUACUAGCAAUCAGGGACUGGCCAGCUCUAAUUGAUCAAACAUACACUCAUCUCAAAGGCGGGGGCUGGGUCGAGUUUCAGGCCAUCGUCGGUGUCCUCGGAUGCGACGACGACUCCAUCCCCGAGGAUAGUUACCUGCGCAAGUUCUCAGCCAUGAUGGAGCAAGGCUCGGCCAAAUUCGGCGCCAGUCUCACAGACCCGAUGAAGUGGAAGGGUUGGCUCGAGGCGCGCGGAUAUCAGAACGUCACCGAGCGCGUUUUCAAGCUUCCGUUCAAUCCGUGGCCCAAGGACCCGCGCCUGAAACUCUUGGGAGCGUGGGAGAUGGAGAAUCUGUUGCAUGGUCUUGAAGCCAUGGUCACGAGAAUGUUCCAAAAGGGCCUCGGUUGGACAGAUGCUGAGGUGACUGUCUUUCUAGCGUUUUUGAGAAAGGAGAUCAAGAACCCGCAGAUGCAUGGGUAUUGGCCCUAG